Messenger RNA from Myripristis murdjan (pinecone soldierfish), 9590 nucleotides. RefSeq names its product diacylglycerol kinase, gamma (gene dgkg). Gene Ontology annotation, molecular function: ATP-dependent diacylglycerol kinase activity; calcium ion binding. Gene Ontology annotation, biological process: phospholipase C-activating G protein-coupled receptor signaling pathway. Bases 983 to 3682 code for a protein of 899 amino acids. Gene Ontology annotation, cellular component: plasma membrane. The record is from RefSeq and is a predicted model, not a curated record. NCBI's taxonomy places the organism in Eukaryota, Metazoa, Chordata, Actinopteri, Holocentriformes, Holocentridae. The transcript has 27 exons.
AGGGUGGCAGAGGGGGAAAAAAAGGCUCAAUUAAUUCAGGCUGGAUGGGAGGGAUGUUGUUGCUGUCCCUGCCGAGGCUCCAGUACCUCUGCCGUGCUGCGUGUAGCUGAGUGUUUGUGUGAGAGAGGAGGACGAGGCUGCCGGCUGCUGCUGCUGCUGCUGCUGCUGCUCGCUGGGAGCCAGACACCAGAAAACCAGACACCCGAGCAGCCGAGCCCACAACCAGCCACUGCUCCAAGUCCAAGCCUCCUCAGCUCCUCAGACUGGGAACGGACCGUCAAGUCUUCACUGAGGGACCAAACAGGAGUGUUACUGUACGUGGACCAGUGGUGGCAGCAAUGGCCAGAGGGCAGAGAAGAUCUUUGUUGCUGAGGACUCGCUGAGAGACUUCGUGCCGUCUUCUAAGCCAUGAGGGAUACUUUGGUACUGUGACAGACAGUUGCCUUGUGGACGUACAACUGCCUGACAUUAUCCUCGCGGGGAGCUGAACCACAUGGAGUAAACCACAUUUAGCUUUGGUCUAAUGAGUAACUGCCCCCACAUCUACCAGUAGAAUAAAGUCAUUUUUGUGACCCAGCCCACAAGUUUUAGCACACAACUUCACACAAAAGAGGAGCAGCAAAACAUUUCCAAGUACGUUCGCUUCUUCACUCAAGGGUAUAUUCAGGAAGAGAGCGCGCCGCCCCCCCAUCCAUCCCUUACUGCCUUGAAAAACACUGAUCUCUAUAAUAUCAUUUUUCUAAUUUUCCAAUACUCUCGCUGCCUCCACCAGCACUCAUGUGACCUCAGUUAUUUGAGCCCUCCACCUCCUUCGCGCUCGCAAGGUGCUCGUCGUAGAGACGCAGAGAUGACAGCCCACCUUCUCACCUCCAUCUCAUUACACGAGCUGACCCAAGGAUAACCGGCAUUCCCAGAGCUUGUGGACUAUACACACACUCCCACGCACGCGCAGCCCUGUCCCCGGCUCCCGGCCACAGGCAGGAUGGGAGACGGGAGCUGGGUGUGUUUGAGCCCGGCUGAGUUUAGCCAGCUGCAACAGUACAGCGAGUACUCCACCAAGAAGCUGAAGGAUGUGCUGGAGGAGUUUCACGGUGAAGGAGUCCUUUCCAAAUACAACCCUGAGCAGAAGCAAGACGUUCUCAACCAACCCAUCGACUAUGAAGGCUUCCAGCUCUUCAUGGCCACGUACCUAGAGAACGACAUCCCAGAGGAGCUUUGUCAGCACCUCUUCACCUCCUUCAAAAGCAAGACAGGAGGCUGCUCCCCUGAUGUGGCCCGCACAGGUGCAGGCAUGCUGGAGGCCCGUUCCAUUGACGCAGGCAUCUCUAUACAGACCGAAGUGGCCUGUGCUCCCAUUACAGGGAUGAAUGGAAAGAGCAUCCUGUCAGCCAUGGGCCGACACACACCGGAGCAUUCCAGUGCAAUAACCACGGCGGGCUCAGGGGCCACCACCUCCCCGUGCUCAUCCCGCUCCUCCUCACAGCGUUCAGGGACAGGGGCCCACACGCCUGGGGGGCCCCAGCGGUCGCCCUGCGCCCAAGUCAAACCCUCCGACAGCAGCAGCAACGCCCUGACACCCAACACAGGUCCCGCCCGGUCCCCGGUCUCUCCCCACCUCUCGCCAGAGAGGAACCGACCGGAGAAGCGCCUGUCGCUGCGGAGGAGCCCGUCGCCCCAGAAGUGCUCCCCCCUGCCGCCCCCCCAGGUGGUCUUCCUGAAGGACAUCGUCUGCUACCUUUCCCUGCUCGAGAGGGGAAUGCCGGAGGACAAGCUGGAGUUCAUGUUCAGGCUGUACGACACAGACGGCAACGGGGUGCUGGACAGCUCGGAGCUGGAUCGCAUCAUCAAUCAGAUGGUCCACGUGGCGGAGUACCUGGAGUGGGACUCCACGGAGCUCCGACCGAUUCUGAAGGAGAUGAUGGAGGAGAUCGACUACGACCGAGACGGGACAGUCACACUGGAGGAGUGGAUCAGAGGAGGCCUCACCACCAUCCCUUUACUGGUCCUGCUGGGCAUGGAGACGAACGUGCAGGAAGACGGGCAGCACGUGUGGCGCCUGAAGCACUUCAACAAACCGGCCUACUGUAACUACUGCCAUACCAUGCUGCUAGGAGUUCGCAAGCAGGGCCUCUGCUGCUCCUUAUGCAAGUACACAGUCCAUGAACGCUGUGUGUCCAAAGACAUUGCUGCCUGCAUCAGCACCUACGCCAAGUCACGCAGACACACCAAUGCUAUGCAGCACGUGUGGAUGGAGGGUAACUCUCCCACCAAGUGCGACCGCUGUCACAGAAGCAUCAAGUGUUACCAGGGCCUGACAGGCCUGCACUGUGUCUGGUGUCAGAUCACUCUCCAUAAUAAGUGUGCAUCCAACGUGAAGCCAGAGUGUGAUGGAGGAGCCCUGAGGGACCACACUCUGCUGCCCUCGUACAUCUGCCCCGUUGUCUUGGACCGUCACUCCGUGGUGAAGCGUGGAGAGGGGGAGUCUCCCCCCAGCACCAGCCCCGACGACGCAAAUCAGACUUUCAAAUUCACUGCUGGAGACGGACAGGCGCUGCAGAUCACCCCUCUCCCAGGUACACACCCACUCCUGGUCCUGGUCAACCCCAAGAGUGGAGGGAGACAAGGGGAGCGAGUCCUGAGGAAGUUCAGGUACCUGUUAAACCCCAGACAGGUGUACAGUUUGGAGCGAGGGGGCCCGAUGGUGGGGCUCAACUUUUUCCACGAUGUGCCUGAUUUCCGGGUGCUGGCAUGUGGAGGUGAUGGCACCGUGGGCUGGAUCCUGGACUGUAUAGACAAGGCCAACUUUGCCAGGCACCCACCAGUGGCGAUCCUCCCUCUGGGCACAGGGAACGACCUGGCACGCUGCCUACGCUGGGGAGGAGGCUACGAGGGCGGCAGCCUGCUGAAGUUCCUGCGGGACAUUGAGCACAGCACAGAGGUGCUGCUGGACCGCUGGAACAUCGACAUCAUCCCCGACGACAAGGAGGAGAAGGGAGACCCCGUCCCCUACAGCAUCGUCAACAACUACUUUUCCAUUGGAGUGGAUGCCUCCAUUGCCCACCGCUUUCACCUGAUGCGAGAAAAGCACCCUGAGAAGUUCAAUAGCAGAAUGAAGAACAAGCUGUGGUACUUUGAGUUUGGCACCACUGAGACCAUAUCUGCCACCUGCAAGAAGCUUAACGAAUGCAUAGAAGUGGAGUGUGAUGGGAUCAUCUUGGACCUCAGCAACACCUCCUUGGAGGGCAUCGCUGUGCUCAACAUUCCCAGCAUGCAUGGUGGCUCCAAUCUGUGGGGCGAGACGAAGAAGAGGAGGAACUACAAUCGCAUGAGCAAGAAGGUUCCUGACAGGAUGCCUGCCAGCACUGUCACUGACGCUAAAGAGCUCAAGUUUUGUGUGCAGGACUUGAGUGACCAGCUGCUGGAGGUGGUUGGUCUGGAAGGGGCCAUAGAGAUGGGGCAGAUCUACACGGGACUGAAGAGUGCAGGCCGUAGAUUGGCCCAGUGUGCCAGCGUCACCAUCAGGACGUCCCGGCUGCUGCCCAUGCAGAUUGAUGGCGAGCCCUGGAUGCAGCCUCCCUGCACGGUCAGGAUCACACACAAGAACCAGGUCCCCAUUUUGCUGGGCCCACCGCAGAAGACGCCGUUCUUCUUCUUCAAGAAACGCAACCGGAGCCGCGACUAGGAGACAUACGCAAACACACACACACAUACACACACACAUACACCCCACGCAUGCACACACACACACACACACACACACAGCUAUCACCCAUCAGCAGCUCCACCAGAUGACUGGCACACCUUUGCCAGGGUGGAGUUUGAUACUGGGUGUUUUGUUAAUGUCAGUAUGCCCACAGACAAUCCACUCCCAACGGGACCUAAAGUGAUGGCACCCAAAAUGAAAUGACUCUCAGUAUACUGACCUAUUCCUGUGUAACGAUUAUCUUCUAGUUUCUCUCUUGAACACUGACCUGCCCAUGGCUGAGUCUAAAUCUCAGCUUUAGUUAGGCUUUAGUUGGUCUCUGCCCCUUGCAACAGCCAAACCUUGAUCCUCUUAGUCCAAGCACCCCUGUACCUCAGCCAUAUACCAGUACCACACUGCCUGCUAGACACAUUGCCAGCUUGUUGGUUCCUGGGAUCCCCUCACAGUCCUUAAGUGGAGCGGGCAUAAAGAAAAGGAUGCAUAGCGAGUCAGAAAAUAGGUGGGGGGGUGCUGAUGAAAAAAAAAAAAAAGCCAGGGAGAGAAGUAGGUUACGAGAUGAGACAGUGAAGGCAGAAAGAGAUGAAAACAGACUGGAGGGAGAAACAGGAGGAGCAACGAGAAGGUGGAGUGGUUGAAUGGGGAAAGUGGUGCGGCAGUGGGAGACUCGGCUGUUUACGAGGCCAGUGAGAAAGCAGAGUAAGAUCCACCUCUUUGUGGAACCUGUAUGAAUAAUGAAACAGUGAUUGCUUGUAAGAGCGCUCACUCCUGGGCCUCCCCACAGACCGACAACACGGCACAAUCGAGAAGAGGAGCGGAAAAGGCUCAUCCAUUAUUGACCCACUUCGUUUAUGGGUAGAUGGCGCUGGCCUGGGAUGGGAGAAACAAGCAGGGAUUUCAGGCCCCUAGCAUCACUAGCCUACAAACAAGGAUCUUCUAAACCGUAGUUACAGCCUCUGUAGAUGAUCUGGUAGUAGACCUUUGGCAAAGUAAGUCUCUUUCCAGCUGCACAGACAGUAUUUAUCUCUAUUUAAAUCAGCGAUAAACUGACCAGAGACGAGAUUGAAAGUAGGGAUCGGAGACACACAGUGUUUCUGGUGUGUCUCGCUUUCUGCAGGAACAUAUUAAAUUUGUCCCAAUAUUUGCUGCGUGCCAAGACAACCAUGCAGAUUGAAUCAACAACCACUCCUGUCACCGAGCCACCAUGCACCAGACAUCCUAACCCCUGGCAGAGGACACUUUCAGUGGGUCAAGGCUUGAAAUAAAUCUCCUGCUGGGGUAUAACAGCAGGGGCCCCCAGGGUUUUAUUUACCAGAGCACUGACAGGGGGACUAAAUUUACCCCUCUAUUUCAGGGAGGAUCUAUCUUAUCCUCCUGUGAAACUCUAUGCUUGAUUACAGUGUCAAAACAUCAACUCGCAAUGUCAAGUGUGCUGUCAGGGGGCGCAAAACCCGGGGCACCCUCUGCAAAGUGAAGGAUGUCUUCAUGUCACUCAUGUUUUUGCUCAACCUCACCAAAUGAAGAUGUGUCAAUAAUGGAAGACAAAAUUAAAGAGAAGAUGGAGGAGAUAUAAAUAGUAGAAAAAACUAGUUCUAAUACUAAUAGUUUAUACUAUAAAAUCAGUCAGAAACCUUUGCAGUCACAAGGCAGAAAGCUUAGUUCAGUGUUCAUAGAGAAUGCACCCAACAUGAACAUAUUACUCUCCCAACAAUAUGGCAGAUUAUUCUAUAUGUGCAGACACAGUAUAUGUAUAUUUCUGGAAAGUAGGUGUAGUGCACAUAUACACACAAACGUGUUUUUAAUAAUAUUAUAUCAUUGUUAUUAAUGUAGAAUUUGUAGCUUAGAGGAGUACAGAUCAGUAUUCUGCAGUGGGUCACCGUGCAGAGCGGCUCACGUUGGAGCUGGUACAAUCGCUCUGUCAAGGCAGUUUUUCACAUCGUCUGAUUCACAUGAGGUGAGAUCUAAACUGGGUGGUGUAGCAACGUGUGACCACCUCUCCUCAAUGUGGCUGUUUGCUCGCGCAUGGAGGGAAUCCAAGCACGAGCUAAGUCUGACCAAAACAUCAAAUACCACAAAAUCAUACAGAAUCUGUCGUCCUGAUCUAAGAUGUCAUAUGAAUGAUGAUUUCCUCAGAAUGCAGAGACACAAAAGGAAUGUAAAGGGGCUGGUGUCGAAACGGCACGGGAUCUGUCUGAUGGGAGUGAGGUGUUUGGGAAAACUGUCUUGAAUCAUGCCGAAUUGUAUCUAUCUGCAGCACAGGGUAGAGCAAAUUGGUGACAAGUUCCUAGUGGUGCAAACUGAGCUCCGCCAUAGGGUGAGGCUUUCACGCCUCCACACCCUGUUUCCCUUUAAAACGCACUGAGUCUUGCACCCAGGCCCCAUGAAAACACACAGGAUGUCCGAUGCACAUGUGUAUAGAUGCUGUAGCUACCCCUGCCAAGAUACGAUUCUGGGUUCCUGCAAACAGGAUUAAAAUCAUCCCAGGGAUGAAGUUCUUCAGGUUAGUUAAAUACGAGUUUCAUCCAACUGAAUUGUUUAUAUUUAAAUGUACACUGAUGUAAAUUCAUAACAUAUCUAGUAUAACUGUGAUGCCAUGCCAACAUAGGACGAGUGUCACGAGAUAAUCAACGCAUCAUGAUCUCAUACAUUUCUGCUUAUUUUGUAGUAGUCCCAAUGGAGCCUGGGCGGGAAGACAGCUCAGUGGGAAAAGAGUGCAUGUUUACAGUUACUUUACAUUUAUUGAAUGAAUUAUUUUAGACAGGUAUAUUAUCAAGUGUACAUAUUUGUUUAUAAUAUUUUAUCUGAAGUUAACUUACACCACCGCAUGCCUGCUGAAACAAAAGGAGAGUGAAAACGUGUGCAAUUGAUGAAAGACCACGCUCAUUAUUGCAGUUACUUUUCCCUCAGAACUCUCACCUGUGGAUCAGACUCUUAAGUCUUAUUCUUUACUUAACAAUUCCAUUUAUCUGAUUAUUAUAUUUAUUUGUUGUGAUUUUCUUCUUUUUUUUUGUUUUUGGAAGCAUGUUUAUGAUGCUGUGCAAGGAAAGGCAGCAAAGGAACUGUGUGAGUACAUGAAAAAAAGAAAGAAAUGUAGAAUUCCCAGAUGAAGUGUCCACUGUCAUAAUAUCUACUCGUGAUUUACCAUCUGAUCAAGGAGCGCCAGCAUAGACACCCACACAGAGCCUGUCAGACUCAAUCCCCAAAGUGUGUGUCACGACUCAUGCCUGGGCCUGUCCUUUGAAGUAAUCAAUUGCCUUAACUAACAAAUGGAGCCACUCUCUCUGUCUCUCUGCUCUCUUUAGCUUUGCAGAUAAACACAGAGAACUAGAAUCCGUCAAAGCAGAAAUCACCGGAUAGGAUAGAAAACACCAUCAUUUGCAGCAACAUUUCCAAUAGCACAUUGCCACCACUAAAAUGAUCACCACCAAAAAAAAAAAAACGAUUUGGUUCACAGAGAUUGAUGUGUGACCGUUGCAGACAAACCAAGAGGACCCAAGGCAAUCGAUACCUUUUAACCCCCUGUAGUUAUUAGUGGCAGUGUUAUGUACAAUAUUGCCAUCAGUGAGCAGCAGAGGAUGGCCUGCCUUUUGCUCCCGUGAUGAUAACAGUGUGACGAGCUGAACCAUGGUGACCUGUAUUAGCGAGCACGGGAAGUGAUAUCUGUAUCUAUCUAUAUCUACGGGUUCAGUUUCCCAAAGCAUGCCAUCUUUAAUCUAUAUCUGCUGAUAAUUGACGGGGUUUACUGGGUUUCACAUUGUUCAAAGCAGAUCUAUCUCGCUGUUUUGAUUCAGAUUAAAGGAAAAUUCCACCCUUGGAUACUUUUACAUAUCUCAUCAAUCUGUGAUGAUCAGUGCAUUCCAGGAGUUAUUUAUGAUCAUUUGAUUUUUUUUUUUUUUUUUUGUACCCACUUUGCCUCAGCCUGCCUCAUCCACCUUUACUCCAGUUAGCCAUUUCCCACAUUUCUAGAAUGGCUUUCAAAAAUAACCCAAAAUGCGGACAUGAACCUGUUGCACUCACCUGUGGUUUAUAUGUGUAGGUGGAGAAAGUGACAGCUGUAGCAGAGUGAGAGUUUUUCCAAUUACUGUAAGGAAAGGAAGAGUUUCACUACUUGCUCAAAACACAACAAAUUGUCUGGCUGCAUUGUACUGUGGCCUGAACUGCAUUCAUCAUAGCUUGUUGAAAUAGUUUUAAAUCCCGCUGUCCAGCUGUGCUGGAAAAAUCUGGACAGGACAUCUCACAUCACAAAUAUCUGGCCAGUUAUCCAGAGGAACAAGAAAAAUACACCAACAAACAACAAAUGGAACCCAGAAAUGCAGCAUACAUCACAUUAGUUGUUUUUGGCUGGACUGCACAGCCGGGCCAGCCCCACAAACGUGAACAUCUCAGACUGAGAGAUGAAGUUACGCGAUCAGUCAGCCAACCAACAACAUCACUGGUAAACAUGUAAGAGGCCAGACAGUAAUGGCUGCCAUUGGUCGAUCGAGUGUUGGACUUUCCCCUUUAGUCAUUGCUCUUUCCAAAUGAAUUGAUGCAAACGCCCCUCCCCCGUCCUCAGCGGGCGUUUACAGCAGUUCAACUUAUUGACUGCAGCUUAUUCCAAAUUUAUCACACAGUAAAACUACAAGAGCAACUUGAAAUGGCUGCUUCACAUGAACAAUAUUAGUGUAACUAAAGAUUUGCUGAAAAAAAUAUUUUUUACAUGGAUAGAUUAUCAACUACGAUUCUCACUUUGGUCUCACCUUCGCAUUUCCUGUGUGUAAGCAGAGCUGAUCAAUUUCUCUCACAUCUCUCUCAGCUCACAGUAUCAGCUCAGCUCGCUCGGUACCUUGAGGUGACUCAAAAAACAGUAUCAGGUACUAUCCACAACUUUUGUUUCAGUGAAAAACCAAGAAAGGCAAGUGUGGUCAAUUUGAGUCUUACCAUGUAGUGGAAAAGCAUCUUAUUUUAUAUUCUUGGUUUUUUAAAUAUAGACAUGGUCUAGCCAUACACAAGGUUUUAACCUAGUCCUGUUUUUAACAGUGAUUAAGUGUUUAAGGGUGGAUUUUUCCUUUAAAGGUUGCAUAUUUGCGUGCACUUUUUAGUAGUCAAGGUCCUAGUUGAUUGCUGCCACUGCAAAGCUCCACUUUAACCCGUCUCCAGUAAUUAGCUACACCCACAUUAAUCAACAUAAUCACAUAAAGAGAUGGUCAUCAGUUGUCCCCCUUCCAGUGCCCUGACCUUCAGGGGGCAGAGGGGGCUUUGCUUGUCCCCUCUAAGAGGCCGUGGUGGUUUAUCACGGCCUACCGUCCUGACAGUGUGAUCCUAUUCUUAUCCCGGGACAGAUUAGCAGUAUUGAGUGACAUCAGAGGCACAGAUGCAGCAGAGCCCCAAUGUGCUGUUGUUCUACGUGUAUGCUAUAAAAUCAUAGAAAUAGAAUCCACAGAGCAGACUUUCCUAUGUGAGUCAGCGGGGAUGUAGGAAGGCCCGACAUCAGACAAAGGCCUACAUCACAGUCGCGCAAGGAUCAACUCCGAUGAGGUUCACUAAUCAGCCUGGGUUUCCUUCAGGCGGAUUACUGAGAGGGAAAAAGUUGAUCAUUGUAUGUCAUCAUGAGCACAGCUAAUCAAAUUAUGAACGGGGUUGUGUCUUCUCUGUUAAUUCUACUUCUGUGGUAUGAUCCUCCCGCCCUCAGGGUCAGUAUGGUAUGGGACUUUCAGCCCAUAGAGGGUCAAGGGCAGACAGAGUCGCUCAUGUCUGGGAUGUGAUUGGGUAAAAAGAGGUGGAGAAUCAAUAUCUUCAGCUCUGCAGUCUGCCCCGGUUCUGUCUGUAUGUCACCCUCGCUGUUUGUUAGAUGUUGGCGUUUUGAUGGACAAAAAGAUUUAUCAAAUAAACAAAAGAGGUUGAAUAUGCA